AGGUGUAGGGUUGCUACUCGGAGCAUCUCGUGCGUCUUACUCACCCCUCCCUUACUUGAGUAGACGCAAUCGCAUUGAGCUUUUCUCUUUCAAACCACUUUCAUUUUUGCGACUACAAACGGUCACUCUUCCUCAAAUUUUUAUCAACUAACACCUUCAUUCCAUCGAACCACUUUCUACAUCUUGUUUCCAAGAACUACAUUAAUUUCCGCAAUUCCUUUUUGUGGAUACUAGAUAGAAGUUCCCUCUUCUGUCAACAUUCGCGAAGGAGUAAAAGUUUUGAACCAAGGCGCAUAACCUGCGCGCGUCAUUCAGCGAACCGUCCCAGACGACACGACGGACAAAACUUAAACUUCCGCUAUCCUGGGUAAAAACGUUCCUCCCACCUGCUCCUGAUGAAGACGUCAAGAUUGGAAUUAUUUUCGUGCAUGCCAAGAAGAGUGGCUUUUGGCAUGCAGUGUAUUCGUGUAGUCUAGCUAGUCCAGAUGCUGCAUCACAACCACAAGCCCUGGUAUGAUCUUGAUUUUGAUUCAAAACUACGUCUUCCAUGCGAAGCCAGCACGUGAUGUUGAGAGCCACUGACUAUGCGUGAUGUAAAUUCUGAUGUUUUAGUGGGGAAGUUUCUACUCAGGAUAACCUCAACACAACAACGAACUCGGGAAGCCGAGACACAACAACACGUUUCAUUUCACAUGAACAACGACCUCGGGUGGAGCAAUAUGCUUGGAAAGUCUGACUAUCUGGGUCUGGAAAAGUUGAGCUUCCGUUGCUCGUCUUGCAUACAAGUUCCUUUAUAGAAUCUAUCUGUGUAGUUGCACGAGAUGAAGCAGAACAAAAACAACACACGAAAACGUAAACGGCCUGCUGGCCUCGUUUGUGGUGAUGCCAAAACACAGUCUGUAAAAACAAAAAGAAUGGUGCGGCGCUACCCAACGUGUGAGACGAAUAAAAGGUAGAAAACAUCAAAACUUGUCAUGCUUCGUGAAGCGCAGUUCUUUGCGAGGUGUCCCAUGACCACGCGUUUUCAGUGACGACUCAGCGUCAGAAUCGCAAAUUUCCAGACCUGGACGUUUUUUCAGGGAACAAUACGGAAGUAGAGAACUCGACUUGACGCAACCGUUGCUCAUCCCCAUGAGUGGUUUUUUAUCUUCGACAGAAAAGGCUAUCUCAGUCUCAGCUUCUUGUAAUGCGGAAGCUUGUUCGUGAUGCAGCGGCUUUGUUUUUUUUUUUUAUUUCUCAUGCUUUUUGUCAUUUUUCUCAAUCUCAUUGAUUCUCGACAGGCAGGAAGGGCACGGCGCCCUUUACACUCCUUUACACCGCCCUCAGCAAAACCCCAGAAACUGUGCAAAUAUUCAUAUUCUGGUCCGCGAAUCAUUUGCGACGCUGUGUCUGCAAAUAAAAGAUUUAAAAAAAUAGAGUUUGAGGCUGAGACAGUUUUUUUCUUGGAUAUUUCUGAAGAGUCGGCUCUCUCUUGUUCCCCUAGCGAGUUACCUUUUUACACUUCGUUUACGGUUUCUUUCUCAAGUCAGGACGGAGUAUCCCUCUUAUGCAACAAAGCAAAAGUAGUAUUGUACUAGUAGGAAUUGCAUAUUAGACACGACGCAUUGGCAUUGAAUUUGGGCCCGGGUCAUUUUGUCAUGCUGCAUAAAAAUCAAGUUAAAUUAUAUUAACAAUGAUCAUCAUUUGCGACGUCGUCGUGAGAUUACAAUUCAAAGUAAAUACGAUGCUUUGACUUUUGCAGUGCAUACCUUUUCUCUUAGGCUUGUGAACGAUUAAGCUUUGAACGGAGGCGCAUAACCUGCGCACGUCAAACUCAAAAAUCUGGAACUGGAGCGUACGAAGGGAGGACUCGCGCUUUCACGUCAGUGAUUUCGCAAGUUUUCUCUUGGGUAAAUAUGAAAGCCUCAGAAUGGAAAUCCUCAAAGUGGAAAUAAUUUGUGAUGCAUGAAAUGCAAGGCAAAAGCGACUAUAUUGCGGAGGACACAAUGGAGAUCGACUAUUGUCCUGCUAGGGGUGAAGAAUUGGAGUGCUGCUUAGCACGAGAGAAGGGCACCCCUUUUCCUUAACCUGCAUGACAGACAUGCUUUAAGGGCCCAGGAAAUUUGUGAUGCGCCGACUACAAAUGGCGCUUCAGCUGGAGUCGUUUUUUUGCGUCACAAAUUAUUUCCACUUUGAGGAUUUCCAACCUGAGGCUGUCAUAGUAAAUCGCUUGCACAUACACUCUUGAUUGGCUGACAAAAGUACUACGCACAACGAGAACGGAGCCAAUUCGAUCUGAGCAUUUGAAUUUACUUUACAAUUACAACUGCAUUUUUAUAAAUUUACAAUUACGAAAACAAAAGGCGACAGAUUUUUUUUGAUUUAAGCGGCACUACGGUAGCGGUACACGUAUAUUAUAUAACUUCGCUUUUCAACAAAAAAUAAAUUGCACUUCCACCGAAAAAAAAGAAAAAAACAAAAAAAGACACUCAACCGGAAGAAAAAGAAAAAACCAAAAAAAAAAUAAUCUACAUCAUACUGCACUUCCACCGAAAAAAAGAAAAAACCAAAAAAAAGCACUCAACCGAAAAAAAAAGAAAAAACCAAAAAAAAAUAUAUCUACAUUGCUCGACAACGACAACUGGUUCGGAGCCUAGCACUCGAACUGAAGAACAGUGGCACGGUUCGCGAGCAGACGCAUCUUCAGUGCAUACGGACAGUUCGCGCAGAAUCCACCCGCGGCCGGCUGCAGAAUUAACUACAACGAGCAGGCGCGCCAGUGGCUGUGUAGGGAGCAUCAAAGUUACGGGAGCUGGGGGUGCGCGUGUUGUAGGUGCUGCUAGUUGUACUGGCGCGAAGAUGUUGCUGCUCAACGUCAACACGAAGAUGCCCCCACGGCCCUGUGGUCGUAACGUGGUUGAUGGGCGCAGAAGCACCAGGCCGAGCAGGCAUCUGCUGCUGCUUCUGUCGUCUUCCUCGACGAUCGGCUGGCAUUCACUCUCUACUUCAUCAACUUCUUCCUGGCUCCCUAGUAUCGUGGGCGUUGCCGGCGCCAAGAAAAAGAAGAAGCAGAACAUGGCAACGGCGUCGGCCACCUCCUCGACGAGGACUGGCACCACGCCUCCGCGCAUCGAGGUGCCCGGCGCCGCCCUGUAUCAAAUGUGAAAAUGUCUGGGUCUGGAAGAUUUCUAGAUUUGUCAUGCAUAUUUUCCAUGACCCACGAUGUCUGUCAUGCAUGCCUUAGCAUCACAGAUUUUUAGAGCGCUUUGUGAUGCCUCUACAGCAUGAGAAAUGACCUCUCGUCCGCGUCGCACAAACUGGAGUCCUCUUGCUGGUCAUGCAAUACAAAUCUGGUUAGAGCUUGACCCAAUCCCCCCGAGGUCCUGCCCAAAGGCAGUGGUCGUCAAGGGGGUGACUGUGGUUGAGGGGUAUGUAAGGUCAUGCAAUACAAAUUUUUUCAGUAUCCAGAGACAGCAUCACAAGUUUAGACCCAGACAUUUUUACAUUUGAUACCCUGCAGCAGUCUCUGAUCGAGCUGGACCACUACAUUUUCAACAGCACUGUGAGCCUGCUGCAGACGGUGUAUCGCUCGGCCAAGAGCCUUGUGGUCGGCGGCACGACCACGACGACCACGAGGACGGCGUCCGCGGAUCAGGGUGCUGCAGUUCCGACAAUCAUGCUGGAGCAGCAAGCGUACGAACGCGACCCUUCGUCCCGGGGCGGGGGACACGGAGGACGGGAAGCAAUUCCUUCAGACAAUUCGGAACGAACCGCCGAAAGCGCGUCGUCGACCACGGCCGUCCUCGAGAGCAGCGACAACAACGGAAGGGGCGCGGAGGAGGAGACUACUGGUGACGGCAGAGCCAUUUCCUCAGCGGUAGAACAAGUCGCAGAAAAUCAUGACGCGGAGCCCUCGACGCUUCUACAGCAGGAACAAGAGCAACAUCAGAAGCGGACGAAAGUAGACGAGGCGCAGGCGGCAGGCACAACACAGGGUGGAGGAGCUUGCGGCGGCGCGUGCGAGGAGAGUACUAGAGCACCCCAAGUACAUCAAGAUUUGCAAGAAUCACUGCAGCCUGCUACAGGACCUGGACCUCCCCAAUCUCUCGUCGCUUUCCACCCAGUUGGCGCUUCUACUCCUUAUCAGCAACUUGGGCCGAAUCAUAGUACUUCGUCAUUGCGACUAGGCUCGGCCUCGGAUGCUGGUGCUGGUGGAGGGGAAGGCGCAGGCCCGCUGUCCCGUUGCAGUGCGUUGGUGUCGACGUGGAUUAAGACCAGCAGUGUUGAGGUACUUCCAAACGUAUCGGUAUUCCUUCGAGUGCAGGGCAUCCUGCAGGAGAUGGAGCAGAAAUUUCCAAAAUCCGCGCAAACCUUUGCCGAAACAUACUGUCCAGCAGCUCCAUCAGGAUCAGCUACUAUCCAAUGCAAAUACCCGCCCUGGAUGUUGUCCGGAGAACAAUUUGCCAUGCACGUUGGUCUUGCAUGACCCAUGACGUCUCCGAUGUACUAUGCCGCAGGCCCAGCAUCACAGAUUUUCUAUAGCGUUUAUUCUUGUUGAUACCUGUCCCGCACGCGGAAAAUCCCUUUCCGCGUAUCAAAAAUGAGUCUGCAGCUUCUGCUGGUGCUCAGGCAAUACAGAUUUAGAUAAAAACAAAAAUGAAAAGCAAAAACAAAUAGAGAUGAACACUUCCCGACCCAGACGUAUUUGCGAGGCAUAUCAACAUCAGCAGAGAGUACUGCAUUUUCGUGGGAGGACGCACCAGACAGCAAUCUCGGCAAAUUUUCCGUUCUCGUGGCAAAGUUCUGGUGCGAGCGUAAUGGCGAAGAAGAAACGAACGCUGCAAGUUGCCGGACGACAAAUCCCUUUUCUAAAACUGCAGCUGGGUGUAUCAUUUGGAAAAACUACCUCUCCACCGUUCACCCGCAGUCAAGGUGCGUCCUAAAAAGAUAAUGCAAAUGCAGAGUUUUUGCUUUUGUUUUGCGAAUCCGAUUCCGAUUGCGAACCCCGCAUGACACGAGCAUACUACAGCAAUGUAUGGAAUAGAAGUCGCGAAGAUUACAGCUAUUGCGUCCGCGUCGCAAAAUCCACUUUAUUGCAGCCCCCCGAGUAUACUAAAGUAGAGAUGCUCGUCGUGAUUAUCAUGUUUUUCGCACUUCAGACCCUGUGCCGUUCCAGUGCCCACGGAGGCUUCGGCUGGCUUCAGCAGAAGUAAUGCACAAAGGUGGAGCUACAGUGUUACUGUUAGGGGCUGCGGAAGGGGAAGUACUUGUCGAUGUUUUGCCAUCACAAAUUAGCUCUCUUAUCCUGCUGAUUGCAUUUCGACAUGACAAUAAAAAUAAAUGUCCUUCAACACGAGACUAAAAAUAAAAUGGCUUCUAUGUGGAGCUGCCGUGGAGUGAGGCAUUUCCCUUGGUUCUGCUGGACCUGGGGACUAUGCCCCUACAAAGACUGGGUGGCCGUGGUGGGGUACGCUUUUACUCAUGAUAAAAUUGGAUGGCUCCUCUUUUUUGUCUGACUUGUCCGCAUGGCUUAUGGAGCUGGCGUUUGGGAAAUGGACAAAAGAGACAUAAUUCCUCAUGGCAUGCUUCAGAGAUAUGAUGUCGUACUCAUGGAAGAUUCACAGUUUCAUCUAAGUCGGCGUCUGCUGUGUGUGGAACAAGACUCUGCGAGCCUUGAGAUUGAUUUUGUCAUGCUCGUCUUCAGUCAGAGCUGAGCAUUUUAUGCUCCUCAGCUACUUCUUCCACAAGGAGCUCUGACCAGGCUCAGUUGCCGCGGCCUCCGACGCAAAAUCAAGACUUUGCGCAUAGCACUAGCAUUAUAGCGCCAUGCAAUACAUAUUAGCAUGUGGCGUAAGGCAUUUAUUCUAGGUUGUCGAUUUCCCCCCCUGACGAAACUAUAUGCUUCCACAAAAACUCUCUCGCUAAUGUAGACGCGAAUGCGGCAUUGCGCCAGAAAAACUAUCAAGUCGCGCAAAUAACUUCGGGUCUGGAUGGAUGCAGAAGUUUGUCAUGUAGGUUUUGGUGGUCGAGGACCUGGCUCCAUGACGUCUGGGGUAAUGCGCGACGCAGCAAUGCCUCUCCUGGCUUCAUGAGCAACGUGGUCUUGGCUUGGCUGAGACGCGUGGUCUGGCUCUUGGCUUUGCCAAAGAGAAGGAGGCAGCUCUAGGUAGUCGCACAGAAUCCAUGACAAGUCUGUCUCCUUUCAGACCUGGAUGACAUUUUUGCAAUGCAUAACAGCCUCCUGGAGCUGAUUUUGCGGGAUCCUAAUAUUACGCUACAAAGUAUCAACCAGAAAAGUGUUGGUGUUAGCGGUUUUCACAGAUUGAGGUCAUGCACGACGAACCGAGACCGUACCGAGGCCUAGCACGUAUGUUUAUGCAAGUAAGAUGGCAAAUGAUUUCAGUCAGUUUUUUCUUGCAUGCAACAUUACUGCAAGCCAAAAUGAAAGUCCGCUAACGUUAAUUCUUUUUCUUGUGAUACAAACAAGCAGGCACACCCAUACUGAAGAUACCACCGCUAUAUCUUUUUUGUGCUGCGCAGCAGGAAAAAAAACAAAGCUCAUGAAACAACAUACCACGGCGUGAGGUGGUAGUAUGCUUCUCCUUUAUCGAUGAUUGAAGUUAUUCGUUCUUUGCUUAAUAAAUAGUUCGUCUUUAUUGAUGAAGCUCUGCUGUGCUUGGGUCAGGUCCUGGUGCCUCACGAGAGGCAAUGUAACUAGCAGGUGCUAUGACUUCUAUUCCUUCCUGCAACACGGGGGCCAUGAGAAGAUGUUUAAGAUUAUCAGUGAUACCAGCACUGGUGUAGUGCAACCAUCCUACUUAGCUGCCGGCUGCCUGCUGCUUAUCGCUUUUGCCGCAAGCGCAGCGGCGCAGCAUAGUCUAGGCAACCCGCGGGCAGAAGUCUCAGGCCCUCACUUUUCUUGUUGCGCGCUUGCGUCGUCCUCCGCCACCGGUGCUAGAGAAGCAUACAUGGUCGGUAGGAAGUAGUUGGGACCACGCUGCUUCGACUUCACCUGAAGCUUCUGCAUAGAGAAGUUCUCGCGCCAGCAAUUCCAAGGGUUUCUCAUACUCUUAAUCUUCUUGUAUCAGUGGCAAUGCUGGAGAACAAGAACAAUAUUAUAGAUAUACAGCCAGCAGAAGCAUUCAAUCUGUACGUGGUACUUGUCUUGCAUUUCUUGCUGCUAGCAUCGGACUGCAACGUAGCACAUCUCGGCGCUGCCCUCUUCUUGAUCCUGACGCGUAACUAGAAUUAUUUGAUGCGGCACAAAAACAGUGUGGGUGCGCUGCAUGUUACACCAAGAAAUUUUUCGGCUACACAUAAUUGCCCACCUCGGAAAACUCCUGUUUUUGUCUACUGAAUACCAGUUGUAGAAGGAGUUGUGAGAACAGAAAACUAGUUGGGCGACUGCAUGGUUCCUUUUGCUCCUAGCUCAGUGGAUUGAGUUGUUUUCGUCUGGUACUACGGUACGAGUGUGCUUGUUUUCCACUCGAUAGACAAUAUCGGCCUGCACAGUGUCCGCGUCGACCAGCAAGAGCAGCAAGCUGCCACACGAUCACGAAUCCAUCAUCCGGCUCAGCGAGAGGCUGCUAUGCAUCGGAAAUAUCGAUCUCGGUCUGCAAGAGUGUACUAAUUUGUGGUGUUGCAGCUUUUCUUGCAUUCGAAAAAAUUCUGUAUUCCUUGAGCGGCCAGAGAAGUCCAGUUUUUGUUGGGCGGAGACGGCAUUUGUCAUGCGUGGUAGGCAUCGAGGAUAUCGAGACGAGACACUAGGAAAAUCUAUGGUGCCUGGGCAGACAAAAACAUAUCACAAGCAUCACGCUCGUCAUGUGAAAUAUGCAUGACAAAAAACAAAAACUGUUUCACUUUUCCAGACAUCGAGGUACAAUCGUCAAUGUAUAGUGCGAGUUCAUCGUCCGGUCACCGUCAGUCCGUCUGGCGUCCAAGAUUGUCGAAACUUGGUAGAUAUCCUGUGCAAAAGCAUCGUAGUCGUACUAAUCGACGCAGUCCCGGAAGAAAGGUGUCUUUUUCAAUUUCAAGGACGCUAAAUCAACAUACUAAAUGCCAUUUGUUUAUUAUCGAAGGAAAAAACUGUUUCACUGUGGUCAUCUCGAAAAAUCACUGAUUUUUUUUUGGGUUAAAGUUGAAUAUUUUUCGACUUGCCCGGAGCCGCUGCAUCUGGUGGACCUUUUUAUUUGCAUUGCAAAUUGUUAGAUAUGAAACUAGCUAUCGGUUGCUUCAGUUACAUUAACUAGUUAGGAAGGCAGAGCGUAAAGCUAAAGUGGCGGCAGCAGCGUUCCACGUGUUGCAUCUUCGCUUACCGCGCUUCUGGCCCCACCUGGGGCCAGAAUGCGGCCUAGCGCCCUUACCUCAGCCGACGCUCCGGAUAGCACUUAAUUAGCUUACGUUCUGCCUUCCUAACUAGAUUAACUAACCUAUAGCUGAAGCAGCCGAUAGCUAGAGUCGUCAUAUGUAGUUUCUACAUAGACACUUCACGAGCAACAUGCAAACUAACUUUAAAAAAAUUCUGCAAGUUCACACCAAAAAAAAAUCAGUGAUUUUUUAGUAUCGCCACAGUGAAACAGUUUUUUCCUUCGAUAUUUAUUUGCUGAUCUGAAGAUAGAUUUGGAUUUCAAUUUAGAAAUACAAGUUGUACUCGUAAUUAAUUGUAUUGUAAUGCUACGUGUGCGAAGAUACAGACGCUUUUGCAAUGCAUAGGGGAGGGGUGGAUUGCAAACAGCUGGAACAUGCCGCUGGACGAAAGCGAGCUUCGGAACAUGGUCGGAAUUAUGACGUAUGCAUUGCAAAUAUCAGGACGAGUCUGGACUAAAAAAACGUCAAAUUGUGUUCCUGCUGAGUCUGUGUCUGUGGUGGACGACGCAUGACACACUCUGUGCGACACGUGCGCACGCCCGUGCGGAUCAUGUGUGAAAAUUUCAAUAGAUGCGCUUUUUGGUUUUGCGUGUUAUUCUCGAAAUCCUCUUUAUUCGUGCUGCGCUUCAACAAUAAAGCUGCAUCCUGCUGCAGAUGACAACCGUCGAGGUGGUGCUUUUGUAGCUCAUGCAGGACUUCUGCCAGAUCAUUCAGAAACACACGAAAAUACAACAACGGCCACUGCUCAUCUGAUUAUUUCUCCAGGCCCAGACUUCUACAUGAUUGCAAUGCAUAUUUCGCGGAUCGACGCUCUCGGGGAGGCAAAACAAAAAGAAUUCGUGAAAGAGCUAGAAUGUCGCACGAACACUCCGCAAUCGCAAACUGCCGCUCCACCACGCUGGUCCAAGAAUACUCCUGACGAUAAUCUCUGGGAGUUUGCCGAGGGGGUUUUGCAAUUUUGGUGCUCUUCAACCUCUACGCGCGGACAGGCCGACCACGACCACAGCUGCGCAGCAAGUACGCCGUCUGGGAGAUUCGACAGCGUUUGGCUCAACAAGCACGGACUAGGGGACCUAGCGUUGGAUAUCCUGAGCAAAAACGUCCCCGCCCCAUAGUCGAGAUGGGAAAUCUGCUAGACAACUCGGCCGGCUUUGGUUGUUGCGCGUGACAGGUCUAGCCCCGUAGUGUACUUGUCCAGAAGCAUCGCAAAUCUAUCCUAUGACGGUCAUAAUUGGAGGAGCGUCGCAAAUAAUUCCAAAACGCCAGGACUGCAAAACGCUUGCCAUGGGCGGGCUCCGUAUGAGAAAGAUUUAUUUGAGCAUGCAGAAUUUGAAUUGCAUGACAGCCAUGGGGUGGUGACGUUUUCGCCUAGGAUAUUGGAGAGUCGCCUCCUCGAAAAGUUUCAGCAAAGGAAAGCAACGCAGGACUGGGGUUACGACAACCAGCUGAGCGCCAUAACUACAGAGCAGCCUCACAUUGCAUCCAGCUUCCCGAUAUCAAAUGCAACUAUGCCUGGGCGGUCUGGACGAAACCUGUCAUGUUGCUGGUUGGCGAAUCAUGACAUGAGGCCGCCGCAAUUAACAGUCCAGCAUUGCAACCUUCAAAGUUCUUUCUGAGUUGCUACCUAUAGCAAGAUUUUCGUUGUCCAUUCUGAACGACAAACUGCCGCGUUUCCGCAUGACAGAAACACUGGGUCUUUCUUGGAUGCCGUGCAUGCUAGCCGAGCAUGAGAAUAAUAUAUAGAGGUUUAUCUUUCCGUCUUCCAGACCGAGACAUAUUUGCAAUGCAUAUCCGAACUUGCUUGGCUUUUUCGGCGCGGGCGAUACGAAGUUGCUCUUCAAGUGUGCGGGCAUGUUGCAGGCUGACCCGAAUGAGGAUUGGUCGGAGUUUAUUCGAUAGAAUAGCAGCACACCCAUGUGAGAGAAGAGAAGAGCGAAUUUGUAAUGCUAAUGCUGUACUACCUAUGGUAUGCGUAUGGCUACGGUAAUGGUAUGAAAUCAAAAUGAAUUUAUAUUUAUGGAAUAUUACAAGUUCUAAUGUGGAGACCACAAGAGAGGCUUUCUUUUAUGCAAAAUUCAGCUUGUAGUGCUACUAGGGAUGGUGCACCAAAAAUAAAAUUUUAAUUUUCCACACCGAACAACCCAAAUGAAGAUCCAAAAGGUUUUUAUGCCAAGAACAUGAGUAAGUACCGUGACGCAAAUUCAUUUUUUGUCUAUGAAUGUGUGUGCUUUUCUGUACGAUAGAACUUUCCUUCGCUUCGACGUUCGUCGCUCAGCAAUUACGUGCGCAAAAAAAAGCGCUACUCGACAAAGUCGUGGGGCUUAUCGCUGAAGAAGUCAAUUCGAACCCCCCGGCUUCGAAAUCGAACCCCACCACUAUUGUCUUCAAACAUGCGCCUAGCGGACAAACAUUCCGUGGCAUCGUCGAGGAACUAGGCCAAACAGUAUGGAUUGCACAAAAUGAAAUAUGUCUGGGUUUGGAAACAAGAGUCGUGGCGGUAUCGGGUGCUGUCUUGCAUUUUUUCUCUUUCGCACAGAAUUUUUUAUGUUGCAUGUUCAUGUAAGUAGUUGAUGCAGGCCAACGGAUAACCAUAGGGUGGCACUUCGUUCAUAAUGCAGCAAGAAGAGCGCAGUUUUUCUUUUUGUAAUGCGCGCUACGCAUACGAAUUCAUGGGAAUGCCAAAGCUAUCAAAUUUAAGUAGAAGUCUUUAAGUUACUAGUCGUGCUUCAGGUGCUUAAAGCUUGCCACCCCCUUAAGACACUCGCCGUGUAAGUGCAAAAUAGCACGGGCGUGAGUACUAGCACGAACGUGGAAAAAAUUGACGGCGACACGCUCGGAGAAAAACGAGCGUCGCGCCGCGUGUUCUGCGGCAGCGUUUUCGGCUACGACUUCACUCGGAGUGCGAAUGCACGCAGCUGACAGGUGCGUGCAUUCGGGCAUGUCAUCGCAGUUUGUCCGCAACUCAGAAUGGCAAUGGCAAGUCACCAAACCCAGACAACAUUUGCAACCCAUAAACAGUGCCGGAGGCUAUCAAAAAGAACCCUGAGCAGGCUCAGCAAUGGAAGAUGGCGAUGGAGGAACGACAACGGCUGCGGCGCGGGCGCGGCUCUACGGGGUUGCAUGACGAAGCCCAGAAGGGUCGGGGCGAGACCUAUUCUCUGACUUCGCCGUAUCCGGAAGUCGCAGGACUGAUGACAUUGCUGAAAGCCGUAGCAAAGAAAGUGUUCGAUGACGAAAUCAAAAAUAAAGAAAGCCGAAAGAGCUACGAUGAACAUUCCGGCGAGGUACAUACUCCUGCGGGGGUUGUAGAUUUCGAGAAGGACUUGUGGAAGCCGCUGAUGAAAGGAGCGAUCCGAGAUUCCCACAAUCCGCGGGAAGCGCAGCAGGAGCAGUGGGAAAGAAUGAGGGAACUGAAGGCAGAAUGUGAAAGAGAGGUGGAGCAGUGGGUUCGCAGUACUGAAGCACCUCCAGGCGAUAUUCCAAGAAAAAAAUGUUAUACUUACACAUCAUUUGUUGGAAUUUCGGCAACACAAUGACGGAAAUAACUUGCAAAUGCAAUGCAGAGCUGUUCAGGUUAUUGAAUAGAAAACAUUGAUAGCAUGGAUUUGUAUGAACAUAGUACGCCCCUGAUGUGCACUUCCACUUCCGGAAUUACAGAGAAUCUCUGGCGUCUUGCUACUUUGUCUGCAGCACACUGAUGUGUAAUAGCUGCAGCACUUUUUUCUCCCCAUAGCCGAGCACUUGAAUGCGGCGUCGAACUUCCUAUUGACGCCGACGCCCGUAUGGCUGUUUCCGGUUUGAAGUCGACAAAGGUGAAAUAAUUUGGGUGGCAUGAAAUCGGUACCAGGUGCGUGCCCAUGGAAACAAAACGGCUGCUUUUGUUAUGCCCUAUCUCUGUCUAACCGUAAAAAGCAGUGCCAGCCUUACAAUCUGCCUACCUCACCUGGAAUCCAGGCAAGACAGGCAUUCUGUGCCUAGCAUUUCAUGUAACAUUGCAGACGAUUAUUUCAACUUCGUCAAUUUCGAGCAUGUUGACGCUUCUACAGCCCAACGAAUUGAAAGUGCUAGGGUCGACGGAUCCAUACGUAGCCCAUAUGCGUGCGGACGCCGGGAGGCUAAGAUGCCUGGCAAGCGAUUCGAUGGACAUUACUGCGAUGAAGAUCCAGCAACUGUACUUUACUAUCGUUUACCAAAGCGAAUGUGCAAACACGAGCCCGUAGCACUCCCCGAGCAAAGAUGAAACUCAAAUCCACACCCAGGCUGUGCGAACUCGCAUAAAAAUGGAUAUACUAGAUGGAGUUUCUAACCGUAAGCACAUUUUGUGUAGACGUGAGCCGCUACCUGCUUUGAUAAGUGUCCGGCAAUGAUGGGGGAGAAGGACCUCCACCAGACUGACGUAAUCGUAUAUGCAUAAGCACAUACGCGUGAUUUUUGAUUAGUUUUUUACUUUUUGCCGAUGUCCGCAUAGGCGUUGCGCUUGUACUUGUAAAAAGCGAGGGGAAGGAAACACAGGACUUGGCAAAGUCACUGUGGUGGUGCUCAUGUAGAUCCCUAGUUUUCAUUCUUGAAACAACUCUGGUAUUGCAGCGACUCGCAAAAAAAUUUGAAUUUGUAAAAAUGAAACAAGUUUCAUGUGCAUCUUCAAAGUGUUCGAAAGAAACCCUUCAUGUGCAUCUGCUUGUAGGAAACCCUUCGACCUUGCACAAUGCCAACUUUGCAACUUUCGGGGGCGGGGCUGCCUUUUUCACUGUGAUUGCGUUUGGGAGGGUUUUAGUGCAGAAGGCAACGAGGGAUUAUGGACUGACGGAAUGACGCACCCAGACGUUUUCAACUUCAUGGACUUUCGCAUGGAGUUUCCGCGGAUGCUUACAGUGUGCAUGGAAGUAGUGCAGAAGCGCCAGUGGUUUUCGCAAACCACAGAACCGCGGGCAUCGCAUGUUGCUCUCCAAAAAGACAUCGGAGUGGAGGCAGCAAAGAAGAGUUCCGUCGAGAGCCCAAAUCAAUUGUCCGCGAACUCCUUACUGGAGUCGAGGUCGACGUCGGCAGGGGGCACCACCGGAAAAAACGACAAUAACGAUGCAGAUGGCACACUGCUCGACCUCGGUAAGUUUAGGAGGCUCGCUGAUUGUCAUACGGUACAAAUGGAAUGGCAGAGGGUGAAGCUGUUUACCCACACGAAGCAACGAGACGACAGGCUGGCGAAUAAUGACGCGCAAAGAAUGGGAUACCUGAAGCAGGAACAGCAACGUCGGCAGGGGCCGGAGUCGCAGUCGACGGCGGCCGCGGCGACUCUUUCACUUUUGCAGAGCGGCGAGGAGGGGCGUCGCCCGACUGGUCGCACGGACGGAGAGGAGUCGUCCGCGGCUAUGAGCGACAGUGAGGACGAUGCGGCCGGCGACGAAGAUCGAGAAGCUUUAAUGAAAAGGAAGAGGACAGACGCGGAGCACCAUGAAGCGGCCAAGAUCCACCUGCGCGAGACUGAGGAACGGUCGAACAGACUUGGCUGUGCAGUUGUGGGUCACUGGUUUGGCGGCAGCUACCCGAACCUGUACGAUCCUCUCAUUUCUUUUUUUGAGAGGGUCGUCAGCCAAACCAUGCCGGCUGCAGAUAGCAGGUUUGCCGGGUUCCGCGAUUUGCUGUGGUUGCACUUGAAGCAGAUGAUCAUGCGCGAGCGUCUCCUUCGCGCGCCACACUAUGCGCAGGAAACAAUGCGUGUGGUAACCGAAAUGCCAGAGGUAUUCGCAGUCCAGCAGUAUCUGCUGUGGACUGCCGUCCAAAUAAAACGCGCAGAGUUUGACAAGGCUCGCGUCGCUGCGCAGCUUGCUUUUAAGGACACAGACGCGGACCUUACACGAGCAUUGAAAGCAAGCACAGAAGCGUACGGCUGCAGCGAGUUUCAGGUCGUCUCGCAGUGCUUCAAGGCCUGGUCACUUUUUCCAGACAUCGCUGUGACGCAUCAGGCCAAAUUCGCUCCAAAAGUCAUUGCUAUGUUUCGUCGCAAGGAGUCCGAGUACGCUAUCAUCCAGAGCAAGUUGCGUCUUCCUGAGAAGUUCGCGGAGUUGAAAAUUGCCCUUGCGCGGUUUAUAUGUAAAGCAGAUAUGUCCAGGUCUCGAAACUUGAUGUAUGCAUGAUAAUAAGCAGAAGCAGCUUCCCUCUUGAAGCCACGCAUGAUCAUAACAUAAAACCCUUAUUUUGAGCUGCUAUGUCUUUCCUAAAAACUUAAACUGCAUCUACGACAAAUUUCAUUUUUGCAUGACAAAAAAAGGAACUGUAUCGCCAUAGGCGUGAGAGGUCUUUCUUUCGUGUUGUCUUUGUCAUCCAGGAAGCAUGACAGACCCUGCACUCUUCCCGGCGGCGGCGACCCAGACAUAUUUGCGACGCAUACUUGAUGAGUUUCCAGAUUGUAGUUUAUUUCGACGCCCUGCGAGUACACCUCGACCUACCGAGCAAUGAGUUCCCGGACCUGCUUGAGCCCGUGCUGCCGGCUCCGGAGAUGCAGCUCCAAGGGGCCAGCACAGCAGGAGCUGCGAGCACCGGGCACGACGUUUCUGGGCGCUCCUCUGGCGCAAGCAGCAGCGUAGGUGGAGGGUUGCGAAUCAGGCAAGAGCCGCAACAAGUGCUGAAGUGGGCGUUGGGAAAUGCUCUUUCAACGGGGAAGCUUGAGGGAGACAGCACCGAGGAGUAUAAACUUUGGCAACGGGCCCCGCACACAGACGAGCACGUGUUGAAAUUCCACGGCCGCGAAUGCAGGAGUGACUGGUGCCUUGAGGUUGUGAGCGCACCGCAUCAAUACACAUCUACAGUAAGACUCCCCUAUCCACUGCAAAAGUGACGCACUCGUCGUAGAAGCAGUUGCACUUCGCUUCGUAGAUUUUGCGUGACAACUCUGAUUUCCUACGUAGAUCAGAAUUAGAGACCCCAUUUUUUAUACGCCGGUACGAAAGGUCCGACCCAAUUAUUUAUAUGAGGUGCGUUGCUUUUGCAAUUGCAGUGCAUAUACCUUACACAGGCACGGUGAUUUGGUCGGACGAUGGCCUCACUUUGGAGAGCAUGCAUUGGGUGCUUGGCAUCAAAGCAGCCGCGUGCCGUAUGCCCGGGUUAUCGAAGGACCGCCUUGUGCUCUCGGUCGAAGAUCAGAAGUUUCAUUCGGACAGCUCGUUGCCAAAGUUUGCUUCUAAAUUUGAUCUUCCAUUCAAAAAUGCUAAAUUCAUUGCGCCACGAACCAUGGGAGGCUUGGUCGAUGAAGGACUCAACGACUAUUUCGCAAAGGGGCUUUUGGCAAACGUAGUGCAGCACGCAGCAUUCCCAGGCCGCCUAGAGUCCGAUGAUGUGCCGGGCUGGAGGCAGUCACAGUCUGUCAAUGAGCAACUCUUCAUGUACGCCGACUCCUGGUGGCAAAAUUUCUUGGUGAAACACGAAUUCCAGCCAGGUGCGGCGCUGCACUGGAGCGCCUCCCAGGCGGUGCCUUUGCGGCCUGGCGACGAUGUGUUCAUCCGAAAUAACAAUCCGGCAACCACGCCUGUGACUGAAGACCCAAACGAGAUGUGCAAGGCGAGGGUUGUCAAGAUUAAAGAACCCGCUGCGGACGGCGCAACCGCGGUUGUAUUUGAGUUGUACGAAUCUUACCUCCGGACUGAUCUCGGCCGGGUGUACGAAAUGGUGAAAGAUCAGGAAAAGGGCCUGCGCGUCGGCUUUGGUGCCGCAAUCGAUCCAUCGCAGGCAUCCUACGUGCAAGUAGAAGCGAUACAGGAGGUUGAGAACAAAUCUGCGCACCCGAAUUACGACGCGGCAGAGGAGACUAUGUUUCAUCGUUUGGAAUUGCAAUUGCCAAAGUCAAAGAAGCCGUCGUCCACAAGUAAUCCAAGCGAAGGAGAAGAAACAAGAAGUCGCGUCGUGUUGACGCCUUGGCAAAGAGAGAAUGUGGAUCAGGAAACGCGCCUGCGCAGUCCCUCCUGCCUGGUCCUGGUUUUCGGACACCGUGAUGAGAUCGCGGUCGGUCGUUGUGUUGACAGCGAAACGCAGGCGGUGUUUUAUGAAAAACCUACCAAAAGCAGUGAGUUUUCAAAACUCACUGGUCGCUUUUGGUUUUGCGCGCGUCGGACGCGGACCUCCGAGGGCGGAUACUCUUUUCCAGAAGAGCGCUGCGUUUAUUUUCGGAAAGGCACAGACCCGCCGUGUGCGGAGCUAUUCCUGUCCUCGAAGACCACUGAGCAUGUGGACUGGCUGAAUAUUUAUGGCCAGAAGAGUUAUCCUACAUUCCAGGUGGAUCUCGAGAUUUUUCAAACAAACGACAGAACCGUUGGAGCCAGGUAUCCGUAUCACGGACGAGUGGGAAUGCAGGUGAACUGGCCCGAGAAGGAGAAGCCCAACGAGAUCGAGAAGGCGAAGGGCUUGCAAGACAUAAACAGAGCAGUCGAAGAAGCAAGCCAACAGUCGGGGCCGUUAAGCCUAGAGCUUCGCCGUGCACAGCUUCGCAUCGGUACCGGUGGCUCUCUGACAACAUCCUAUAAGAUGCAUCGAUGGCUCUGGGAGAAAUUUCUCAGUUGGGAAAAAUUUGGCGGCGGACGGCAUCAAAAAAAAGCGUGCCGAACCGGGCUAGAGGAAAAAGAUAAAAGAUAUGAUCCGAACGCAAAUGGUCCGGACCCCGAAGCGCAUGGGAGUCCUGCCUCCGACACCACGGUAAGCAAGAAAAAAACUGUGUUACAACUGUAGGGUCUUGGAGUGACAGCAUGACAAAUCACAGAGAAAGGGAAAGCCUGUCAUGCGCAGCUAGUACGACGUGACAACACGAAUGAGAUAGAACUUACUUCGUGGCUGGCUAACAUGACAAGUGGAUGCGUGUUGCGUGCUUUACAGUACAGACUUACAACUACGCAGUUUCUUUCUUGCAUACACGGUUAAGUGGAAACACUGGCGCAAGAUGCUAACCGUACUGCGGAAGGCGGACCAUGAGAUCAUAACAGAUUUCGCUCAAGGCGCGGCUGACUUUUCUCACGCAAUGGCCACUUACGAGCAGAUGUUUGGGCUGAGUGGCUCGGCGGCGGAGAGUUUUGGGUUUGGCUUGCAGCUGCGAGUAAUCUCCCACAAGAAGACUGAGGCGAUGCGCCGAAUCACCGAAGCGCUCGAGAAAGCCCGUAAAGAAAAGAGGCACCAUGCCGCAGGGAAAGAGGUGCUUUCUGGUGAAAGGGUGGCGCCAGUGUCGUCUCGUGUUGCAGAAGCGGAAGCGCGGGGAAAGGGCCUCGGGACGCAACUUGUGACGGGGGGUGUGAGAGGCACUGUGCUUCCAGAUGCUUGGGACGCGGAGGGCAUCGAGCGGUAUUUCAUGAUGCACGAAUAUUUCCAGAAGUCUGUCGACUUCAUCAUCAUGGGUCUUCAGCAUGAAGAGAUGUUCUUUGAUCUUGUUCACCACAAGGGCUUUCACUUUACGAAAGAGCAUGACAUGAGCGGACUUCUCGAAGAUCUCGGUGAAGGGCACGAACACUUGAGUCCUCAUGCGACACACCUGAAACACAUGUUGGCUCCAGAAAACGGCUGGCUGGAUCGGCUACCGGAUUUGCCGGUCGACAUCUUCGGGAUUUUCGCCGCGCACUACGUGUAACAAAGGAUCUUCACGUGGCCGGGGCGACCGCGUCCGCCCGGCCGAGCGAACGGACCGUAUAUAUGUGACGGCAAACGGAGGGGGCCGACCACGUUGUGCUGGGGCGCCCCGGGGGCAUCGUCUGGCCGGUCCCCUCAAGCAACUGGGCCCACGGGCGUACUUGGUUCUGGGCUCCCUGGUGUCGCUUUCUUAUCCUUUUGUGACCGAGGGAUCUGCGAUCUAGCAGCGGAGAAGCGACUGCGACUUAGGCUUUCGGUCCUCGGACAAGCUCGCCUGUUUCGGUCCUUUCUUCUGCCUGAUUUGCAUGCCCGACCCCGAGUAGUGCCUCGUCUCGCUGAUUUAUCUUCUCGCUUUUCUCGCUUUCUUGAUCCACAUCGGAUUGCAGGCUUCGAAUGAGAGAAGCUGUGGCGCAUACGUACCUACGCAGGUCUGUUGUACUACUUACAGGCUUAAAGCCAGCGCAGCUGAAGCCCUACUGUGUUGGACUUCCGGCUGGCCACUGUUAUCAAUGUCCUUCAUAGGCCGCCGAGAGAUUUCGUUCGCCUCGCUUGAUUUUUUUCUUCAUCCUCGUCUUUUUUUCCUUUCUUUCCCAAAAAACGUAUGCAUGUAGGGAUCACAAAAAACAAGAUGGGCGUCCGUCGCGGCCGGGUCUUUCAGGGUUUAUGGGUAAUUAUAGGACUGUUUGGGGUUCCUAUUCUGAUCUUAUUCUUUUUCAAGGCCCUGGCCCCGGGGUUCGCCGGCGAUAUUCGCUUCCGGGUUGGGCUGGUAAUAGCGCUAGCAGCUGCUCGCUUUCGGUACUGCCCAAAGUGAUAAAUAGAAGCCCUUCAUUGCAACGUCGUACCAUCAGGCUAAGUGCGCUCGUUUUCACAGAGUUCGUCCUGCAAGUAUUCAGGGGGCAAGCGACGCGGCAGCUGCGUCUCAUGGAAAGCGCCCGCCGUCAUGCCACGGGCGGCGAAGCGCAACGAGCGCGGCUUUUAAGCGCGCAGGCAUGGUUCUAAAUUUUACAAAUUUAUUUUGCACCCAUCAAAAAUCGUCCGCCUUUCAGGCCGCGAGUUAAGUUUCCGGCCAGCCGGCCCUAUGCGUAACUCGCGGGCGCGACUUAACGGGUCAUUUGUUACCCCGGUCUACAGGAAGUAGUACAUUUUAGAGUGUAGUUUUAAAUAUGCAGCACUUUCAAAUAAUCCUCUGAAAUAUGUCAUAUUCGACAGGACUAACAAAAACAAUUUGAAAGUACUGCUUUGCUAGGCAGGGUAAAGACUGACUUUGUUAGGCAGGGUAAUAAAGAAAGUGGCCAUGGCUCAUUUUGGGCUUUAUAUAUCAGUAGCUAGCUCAGGAGGCAGUCUGGUGGAUAUGGAUUGCUCUGGCUUCCUGUGCAGCCCGGUCAAAAGCGAUUGCGGUGCACCUUCGUUGGGCCUCUCCGUCCUCUGGCUAUGUAGUUGCUGAACCACAAUCCUUUGUGUUUAGGGCCUCCCACGACCCGAUCCGAGCGGGUCAUUGGCUUCCGCUUGAUUGGUCGCCCGUGGAUGGGGCAGCCAGGGCACAUGGCUCGUCCAGGUGCAGUGCGGACGCGGCAGGUCACGGCCAUGUUAGGAUCCCUUGUUACGCCUGCCCCGAAGAGCUCCUCUUCGGUUUUCUCGCAACCGUUGCGAAUUUUCAUCAUUUUUACGCCGGUAUGCCGAGUAUUUUCGUCAACGCUGCGAUUGUGGGAAUUGGUUCGAUGGUCUACCAUGGCCUGGACUACACGCAGUUCUGGACGGCGGGUUGGACAUUUAUGACCGAGUCAGUCGGAAACAAGCUGAUGGGCGGGGUUGCCGCGCGAUCAAUCAACCGUGGCGGUGCCGGCGCAGUGGCGUUCGUUGCAUUGACGUAUUUCUUCAAAUUUACUCUGGGCUUCGGUUCCAUUAUUGGCGCCGCGACGACUGCCGUCAUUGGCGCGGUGGUUCUCGCCGAGCUUCUGUGGGUUUUUGUGUCCGUGCCGCCCCCGUCGCAUUUCCUGGCCGCGCGACGCAUGGAAAGGCAAAAAAUGCGCGACCGUGCUUAUGUAUUUGCGGCGUUGCCGGUUGUUCGCCCAAGGGAGAGGUUGGGCCUCGCACUGACGUCCGCCGUAGAAAACUUGCACAGCCUGCCUCUUCGGCAGAUUAGCCGUCUUCAAGGUCAUGCAUCUGGAGAUACUCCCGACAACGAGUUACUAGCCAACGAACGCUGGACAAACGCUCCGUGGCUACGUGGGCCGAUAGGAACGUUUGCUGCGACGGAAUCCUACGGCGGCUGGAAGCACCACGCCGGCAAUCCACUUACUUGGACUUCUAAUCCCGCCACAAACGCCGGAGAAUUCCGAGGUAGCGAAAGCAGCAGGGGGGCCAGUAGUUUGGUGGUGUCUCGUUGUGUAGGGACUGGCUUCGGAAACAUAAACCCUAUCGAAGGAGCUAUCAAAACCUGUCGUAGCUUCGCAAGUUUUGUACCUGACCCGCCCAAGGGGACGAGGGGGGAGGCGACGCAGAUGGGAGAGGGGUUGACCUUGCCGGAAGAAGAAGAGGAGAGGAAACGCAAAGAACUGUCAUGCCCUUUGCCGGACUAUGAUCUGGCUCACAGCGAAAACAAUAAGUGGCAACGGCGGCUCGUCGAACGCUCGCCCAGCCACUCGAGCGCGUGGCCUGAUUUUUCGUACUUUCCGUUCUAUCAGGAACUCCCUGAUGCAGAUGGGCAAUAUGACCCCUCGAAGUACCAGUACAACGUUUCUCCAGAAACCUGGCAAGCGCGCUUCGAAGAGAGCCUGGCUUCCGGCUUGAAUCGUUUUGGGCGUGUCACGUAUUCGAUUGAAAAGGAGCUCAAUACGUUGCUUUACUCAGCGGUGGCGGAUUUUCCGAACGAGAUCCGCACUACAGAGGUCAGUAGCCGUGCGUGGGGGAGCAACGUAAAACCGCAUGCUAGCCGCGCCAGUGAUUUGGGAACGCCGCCGGGCGAAUGUAGCGAAAGCGGGGUGCAGCGAAAAACCGGAUUUGUUUGCGAAGUAGGGGUGCAGACGUCGGGCUUCUGGCAGCGCGGAUAUUGCAGUGAACAGGUGCCAGCAGACACGCCCGGCGCAAAGGUAUACGUCCCGGUGGACCUCAAGCACAGCGAGAUGGGCAAAUUUGCGCAAAGUCUAGUGCGCUUGUAUACGUGGAGCGGCUCUUCAUGGGAAGAAGCGAAGGCGGGGCGUUGUGUUCCUGCGGAAUUUCACCAAGCAGAGGUGACAGGCUCGAUGACGCUUGCCAGCGUUUUUUUUCGGGGUCCGUGGCGAUCCCAUGUAGUCUCAGGGGUGAAUCCCAUUGUCGCAGGGGAUGGAGACCGUGCCAACGCCUUCGAGGUCAAAGGUUCUGCAGCCGUUGCGCCACUACCACCCGAGGGGUCCACUCGCCCUGUGCCUUUAUCUGAUGCCCGCCCUGAGCGGCAUCGGACGAUAGAUGUGACGAUUACUUGUGAGCAGCUGCUGGUCUUUCAGAACUGGUAUGUCAACACCCACCUGGCUGAGAGAUAUGCCGCAAAAUCCUGGGACCCCGUUAUCGUUAAGCAAUUUCUGGCCCGGGGAACAUCUGCAUCCAGUGGGUGGAUGGAGCAUAUUUAUUUCUACAAGCCUCCACAGUUAUGCGCGUGUCAGCACAUCUGGGAGCCAGAACUUGAAGCCGUAGCUGCUCUGGUCGAGGAAAAAGACCCACGCCGGUCGUCCGCCGCGGAAAACGGUGUGGGAGCGCCGGCACAAUCACGCGACGUCGUGGCGGUACCUAGUGCUAAUCCGGUGUCAUUCUUUCAGACUCGCGUGGCAAAAAAGAAAAAGGAGAAAAGAAUUUUCGAGUGGCUGCUUUUUGGACUUGGGGUUGCGUAUGCGAAGAUAAACUACCCGGAACAAGGGGCGUCGGCGUCAGAAACCCAACAGCACAGGACAGAAACCGAAAAGCGACACGGACCAGGCGUUGUACGUCGGCCGACCCUGCUGGCGUAGCAGGUUGAAUGGAGGGCUGAGUGGGCGCGCCGCACAGGCGUUGACCCGUCGGCCCGCGGCAGCGCCCCGUUGGCUACACCUCUUCGGAGCUUAAUAAAUAAAGAAAGCUUGCGCAAAGGUGGGCCUGCAGAGGGCGAGGGGUAUCGUGCUGCCGCCGCGUUGUGUGUCUGGCUGCGCGCACGAAAAGCGCGCGCUCCUUCUGAUUCCCGCCAAGUCGGGCGCGGGGCCCCAGCCCCGGGCCUGUUCCCCCCCCUUUUCAUUUUGCUGAAUCAGCGAAAAAGGAAGUUCUAAUUCACAAACUAGGCCGCACGGGCCCGCGUUCUGGUUUUUGGGCUUCUAGCGUUCCUGCGAUCUCUUUUUCAGGCAAAUUAUUGCCCCCCGGAUGGUUGGUUUCGGCCGGCUGCCCGCCGGCCUAGCCUACCUUGCUAUUGCCCUCCCACCGCCUGCCGGGCCCGAGGAGACUGCCCUGCCCGCUCAUUCACAACCGAGGAGGCCUCUUCCGCCUUUCCCCAGCCACCCUUCCCUACUUUUCAUGUGGCGCUGGCUUUGUUUGUGCCUGCGCGGCAUGGUGUGUAUCUAUAUACCCUCACCUUCUGCGGCAUUAGCAUUAUUUUCUGGCAGCCCGAGGAUUUCGAGGAAUAUCCCCCGUUCGGGAACGAGGCGCGCAGACCUCGAAAACCGGACGAAGGAACCGCCACCACGCCGCAGGCCAUCCCGGGCCAUCAAUUCAGUGCGUUGGCAUUUGUCACACUUCCGCCGGCCGACGAGGCCUCGUUAGUGAUCACGAUUCAGUGAGUCUUCACCACACAAUAAAUCUCACUUCGAAGUCAAUGACUCCGGAGGAAAAUCCUAGAAAGGAGUGGAAUUUUUCAAAAAGCGAGAACUCAGUUAAUUCCCACUUGACUUGUCGUUCCGGAACGCGAAGCCAAUUGAGAGCUCACUGCGUUCUCAGUCGAGGAAAAAUUCAAAAUUGAAAACUCGUUGAGGUUGUUCUCACUCCAGGAAAAAUCUAAAGGUGAGAACUCAGCGACAGCGAAUUCGCGCUCCAGGAAAAAUUUCAGCUCCAGAAUUGAGAUUUUUCAAAAAGUGCGAUGAAAUUAGCGAAUUCCCAAUCGAUUUCUCGUUCCGGAACGAGAAAGAGAAUGAGAAUGCAUUGAAUUCCCACUCCAGGAAAAAUCUCACUCCGGAAGUGUAAGUGAGAUUUAGAUUUUUCAAAAAGUGAGACACCCUAUUUCUCGUUCGGGAACGAGGCCGCGUUCGCAACGAGGCCUUGGUCCCGAACGAGAGGUCGCCCGAUAAUUCACUGAAUUAUCACUCGAACCAGAGAAGAAUAAAAAUCUGACUCCUGAAUCACUCCGCAAGCGGGUUUUUUUCUGGAAUGAUAAUUCAGUGAGUUAGGGUUUUAUAUUUAUUAGUAUAUCAUUACGUGCAAAAGUAAAAGAAAGAUCGCAAGCCCUGGCCUUUUCUAGCACACGUGGUAGAUGAACUAUCGCAUCCGGUGGAGUAGAAAGGGAUGGACUAUAAAUAUCCGAGAGCGCUAGCGCGCAAAUUUUUUCUAUAGUCUCUUUAUUGCAGCGCACUAUUGCCCGCGCCACGGCCACACCGCCGAGAGCAACGCUCACUCUACCACCCUGCCUGCAAGGUGCCUGCAGUGUUGUUCUUAGCCCGCGCCCAAUUUUUUCGGGUCGCAGAACCGCCUGACUUUUUCUCUUCAAAAUGUUUUUACGAAAAUGCUUGAAGUUCUAGCAUUUUUUUGGGUGCUCAUUUCCCAAGGAGGUGCGUUUCCGACGCGAAGAGAGGGUCUUUGGUCUUUCCAAGUCAUGAUAAAAAGAGAAAAAGAGCCUCCACUCCGCGCCCGCUGGGCCGUUGCCACCACAGGGGGAGCUGUUUAUCCGUCUUUUGGGGGUUGCUUCCGAUAGAGUGGCUGCGGUCUGAAGGCGGGCGUGCUUGCGCCUUCGCCUUGCAGUAUUUGCCCAACCAGCCCGGGGCAAAAAGUGAUGAUGCCCUCGAGCUGAAGGGGGGAGCACACACAGCAGCUUGCCAACGGGGGACACUCCAAGAGCAUCACAUGAGGGGAACAAGAGACGGCUGCCUUCUUGUGGUGGUUGAUUGUGCGAGCUGCGUGCGCCUCCGCGUUUUUUUUUCCGACCCUCCCCGAAAAAUCCGCGCCCCGCGGCAGUUCGGUCGACUCACGGCGGCCGGUGUGUUGCCGGCGGGCGGGCGCACGCGCCGAACGAUUGGUGGCACGGCAGCCGCCCGCCAAGCAACGUCGCUCACCGUAUUUAUAUGAUGAAGUGGGCGGGAAAAACCAGAGGGAACGGCCACAGUCCGGAGUUCGGAGGGACGGGGGCGCGCGCGAAAUCGCCCUCCGCCUGGGGCCGGUGCCCUUGCUCCGGUAGUUUUUUUGGUUGUCUUGCAUAUGACUGGCGGACUUGUAUUGAAGGGUGCAGGCGCAGGCGCGGCGGUGGCAGCGGCUUCAGUGGCUGCAGUGGGGCUCCCUGGGUUUGUGGCUUUUGUAGCGGGCGCCGGAGCAGCUGGAACCGUUUCCGCUGGCGCUGGCGCGAUUGGUUUCGUCGUUGGCGCGUUACUGGCUGGCGGAGUAAUUGUUUUAACGCUGUCGACACUCCUUGCCGUGUCCAGUAUUCUGUUGAGAACUUUCACCGAUGUGGCCCGGGAUGAGUGUGUCGCCAGCAGAACAGCGCGGCGCGUGGCACCUCAGGCGGCAAAAUCAAAAAAAGAUGGGGAGGUGGCGUCAGCCGCGGCGACAAUGUUUGACCUGAAACCCGAACAGCGACGACAGGAAUUGUCACAACUCCUGGACAGUGUUCCUGAGAUUGGGAAGGAUCUUAGCAGGGCUGUACGCGGAACAAGGGCGAAGGAUCCGGACGAAGCGAAGAGAGAACACGCGCAGCACGAUGCUGUAUUGGUCUACUCCUAUCUGGAGGAGGUUUUAACCUUGUUGGGCCCCGUGCCCCUCCUUCCGUUCGGGAUGCGGGCGGCCGUUGAGGCCCUUUUUACGCGCGGAACGGAUGGGAAAAGUGAGUUCGUCGCUAGCUUCGACACAAGCGAAAACAAAGAAAGCGCAGUGCUCAAGUACGUAGAGAUCGGCGGCGACGUCGAGUGCAUUUACAUCGGGGCGGGCGCGCUCGAAGGGCCUCCAAAAUACAUGUUUACCAGAGGCGGAGCUGCAGAGCGCCGCACUGAUGUUGGAGUUACAAUGAGUUACGACGAGCUGGACUGUGUGUAUGCCAAGAUUGCCGUGGAGUUGAAAGAGAGCAAAUACUUGGCGAACGCUUUCAACAUUGCCAAGGGCGCCCCCAUUCAUCUCCAUGACACGACUUUCCGCCUUCCCGGGUUCCCACAGUCCAUCGUGCAAACCACUGGCAAAACGCGCUGGCCCACGUGUGCGGAGGCAACCGGCCUCCGCGCGUUCAACCUUUUCCAGAACAUAGGAAACUCCCUGCAUGUCGUCACCGGGAUGGGUGUAUGGGCCUCAAGGGUCGCGCUUCUCUGGGAAAAGCCGGAAAAGUUUUUAGAUUAUCUGCGUGCGGAACAAAAAUUGCCACCCCAGGUGCGGCAGGAUGAGUGCACAGCCAACCGGCUCGCGAAUGCGUUCCCGUAUGGCGACCCCGACGGGACAAUGUGUGAAGAACUAGACCAGGCGCAGUGCAGUUCUCCGGCAGAUGGUAAAAGUCAGGUCCAGCCGGCGGCGCCAAAUGGUAGCGCCAACCAAGAAAACGGCGAUGCCCCCCCUGGCGGCGAAAGCCAAAACGCAGACCCUCAGUAG
This is a messenger RNA of Amoebophrya sp. A120, 25710 nucleotides long. NCBI's taxonomy places the organism in Eukaryota, Dinophyceae, Syndiniales, Amoebophryaceae. The record is from the annotation of a GenBank genome assembly.